Camarhynchus parvulus is the source of this 3318-nucleotide messenger RNA. It is a transcript of the gene IFNGR1, whose product is annotated as interferon gamma receptor 1. Lineage: Eukaryota; Metazoa; Chordata; Aves; Passeriformes; Thraupidae. Gene Ontology annotation, molecular function: cytokine binding; cytokine receptor activity. The record is from RefSeq and is a predicted model, not a curated record. Gene Ontology annotation, cellular component: membrane.
CUCUGUGUGCGGGGCGGCGGCCUCCGCUCGGUCCCCCGCCGGGCGCCAUGCGGGUGCCGCUGUCCCUCCUGGCUGUGGCGGCGCUGCUGGCGCCCCGCCGGAGCGGCUUCCCAGGGGAGCAGCCGCCCGCAGUGCCUUCACCAACGGGGGUUAUAGUAACAUCUGAAAAUUUCAAAACAGUUUUGCAUUGGCAGUACCCACCUAUGUCUGAAACUCCUCAUUUUAUUGUGGAAAUCAUGCCUUACAAUUUAGGUAACUAUACGGAAGUCUCAACCUGUGUGAACACUUCAGCUCAUUUUUGUGAUCUCGCAGAGGAAAUAUGUGACCCUUAUUCAUCUCAUUGGCUUAAAGUUAAAGCUGUUGUUGGGUCACAACAGUCUGAAUAUGUUGAGGCAAAUGAGUUUAUUUUGCAAAGGCAUGGAAAAAUAGGACCGCCAAAACUGAACAUCUCAAGACAUGGUGAUGAAAUCAUGGUUGAUAUUCACCAUCCUGUAUUCCCCCUUUCUUGUAUUGAAGACAUUUAUUCAUAUCUUGCCUACUCGGUGACUGUUCGGAAUAGUAGAAAUGAGACUGAAGAGCUCGACGAGGACAACUGUACAAUGCAUAAGUGUAGCCUCAAAAUCCCAAUUCUUCCUGAAAGUUCCACUUACUGCGUUUCAGCAAUAGCAAUUUUUGAUGAUCUGAUGUUUGGCACUCCAUCAGAGGAAAUUUGCACUCCUGUUCCUCUCAGGCAGACAUUGAGUACACAUGAUAUCAUCAUUCUGUGUGUUAUUAUUGGGAUCUUGACGGUAAUACCGACAGUGUAUUGUGGCUGCAAGAAACUAAGGAAAAACAACAUACAGCUGCCUAAGUCUUUGGUCAGUGUGAUGAGAAACCUGAACACAGGUGCCCUAAUGGGACCAAGAUCAGAGGGGAAGUACAUGUCUGUAAUAUCAGCCCACUCAGAGUUGCCAGUGAAUGGUGAAGUAACCUUACUGGAGAUAGAGCCAGAAGAACAAACUGUUAGUCCUGUGAGUUCCUGUGAUGGAGAAUCUUCUGUCCCUUCCCCAGAGGCACAAGCCAAAGCAGAAAAGGUGCCUGUGCAGGAAAGCACAGAGGAGGUCUCUUUUGAUGCUGAUGAACAGAAUUGCGAAGGAAAGGAGAGUUACUUCAUUUCUAACAGUAGCCAAAUGGGUAUUUGCAGUAAGUCUUCAGGGUCAGAGAUUGCUACCACAGAAACACAGCAAACAGUCAUUCCAAGCAGCUGCUUCAAGUUUUCUGGCUAUGACAAGCCUCAUGUUCCAUUGGAUAUGCUGAUGAUAGAUGUUGGUGAAGAGCAGCCUGUGAAUGCUUACAGGCCAACUGAGUAGCCAGGAUGAAGUGCUGAAGUGCUUAACCACAACUCAGAAAGAACAGCAUUACUAAAGCUUGUGGAAAGUCUGGGUUAAAUUGUAAACAUCUACAAGUUGUACUUGUUCUGAUCAGUGCACAAUUGAAAAUAGUACCUGAAAAUGGCAUAAGAAGUGUGGGGAAAUUUCAUAAAACCACUUUUUAAAAUGUUUUUAUAUAUGAUAUAACUCAUUAUUUCCUAUUUGGAAUAUUGCUAUGGUUUUUAACAAUACUCUAUAGAAAACAUACCAUCAACUAUAAAACAGCAGCUGUACCAUUAUUCACUUCUGCUUCAAAUCUUGUUCAAAAUUAGUUCAAUGAACAUAAUGCUUAAGAAAUACUUCACUUGGUUAUGAUAGACAUGUGCAAGAAAUGUUUGAGAGUUUUUACUAUUACUGGAGGUAUCCUCUUGCUUAUCUUCUUCUUUUGAAGAGUAUUUUUAUAUUAAGUGCUCUUAGUUCUUUUAAAUAAGAUUAUGCCUAUAAGCUCUUCCUGUAUAUCUUAGGAAUUUGAUUCCAUAUCAAAGAAGUAAGAAGUAAUGGCCAUAAACUAAGGACACAAGAAGUUCACCUCAACAUGAGGAAGAACUUCUUUGCAUUGAGGAUGGGUGCCAGAACACUGGAAGGAGCUGCUCUAGGAGAUCAUGGAGUCUCCCUCUCUGAGGACAUUCAAAACCCACCUGAACUCAUUCCUGUGUCAGCUGCUCUAGGUGACCCUGCCUUUCCAGGAGCGUGGACUGCAUGAUUUCCAGAGGUUCCUUCCAACCCUAACAAUUCUGUGAAUUUGUAGUCUUUGCUGUUAACUUCAGUACAGCAGCACCCAUUUGGAUCACCUAGUGGUGUGAAUAACCAUGUCACAUUCUGGCAGAAUAUAUUAGCAAGCUGACUGAUCAUCACUGAGAAAAAAAAGUCUAAUGGGUGGUUGCACAAAUUCUUUAGAAAAUGUCUUCAAAAUUCAAAAGCCUGGUUUCUUCUGGGACACUUCUAUCCUAAUUUUUAGAACAAUAUGUUUGUUCACUAAAUAGAAAUGAAUAGAACUUCUUCCAAGCAUGUUUUCUAGCAGGAUGAAAAUCACUGCCAUUUCCCCUGUUUUAAUAACAUAACUCAGGAACUACAUAAAAUCACCCUCUAAAAAUAUGUCUCAAUACAAUAGAAAAAUAGUGUGGUUAAGUUGUACUUCAUAAGUUUUAUUUUCAUCUGCCAGCCUUCUGAAUUUUGUGUCAUAGAGUUGUAGUUGUGAAAACUGAGGAAUAAGAAUUUUAUAUUUUUAUAUAUUUUUUUCAUAUUGAAAACCAUGCAAUCCAUUUAUUUCCCUUUAAUCAAGAUUUGAUAGGUAUUUUCUAUUUGUAGGAAAUGUUUAUAGCAAUUAUUAAUAAAGUUUAGUUCAGGAAAAAAGAACAUUUUACGGGUACAAGUUGGUCCAUUUACACAAAAUUGUGGGUUUGUUUUAAAAGACAUUUCUGUAGGAUGAUCAGAAUUGUUAGCCUGUUACAGCAGAUAGUUUUAAAGGAAAACCAGUGUCACAGUACUUCUGUCCUUACAUUUCUCAGUGACAUCAGUAUUCUUAAGGUGAAGGUUGUUUACACAGCUGUUUCAGGAGUGCUUCUGUUCUUGUCCAUAUCAGACAUUGACCACAUGGUACAAAAGAUUUAAAGACAAUAGCUGUUUUUCCCAUCACUACUCACAGGAAGGGUAACAGAUGGGUUACCAGGGUUUUGAUCAUUUUAGGAAAAGCCAAAUCAAGCAGGUGAAUUUUGUAGUUAUGAUGUCACAGAAAGCCCAGUUAGUAAUUGUUAGCUGUCUAUGAUUUGUUUCUGCAUUAUAUUCAAACAUAAUGAGACCCCCUAGCAACUUUUUCAAUGUCAUGUUCUGGGUUGAGUUCCCAGAAGGCAGUGCUUAGUAACUUACUGCUCAGAUGCACUAGUGUGUAGGUCUCCCCAUGGCAGAGGUA